Chelmon rostratus (copperband butterflyfish) is the source of this 910-nucleotide messenger RNA. Its product is annotated as phospholipase A and acyltransferase 4-like. Gene Ontology annotation, cellular component: cytoplasm. The record is from RefSeq and is a predicted model, not a curated record. Gene Ontology annotation, biological process: N-acylphosphatidylethanolamine metabolic process. The coding region runs from base 61 to 513 and encodes 150 amino acids. Gene Ontology annotation, molecular function: A2-type glycerophospholipase activity; glycerophospholipid phospholipase A1 activity. The transcript is spliced from 4 exons. Lineage: Eukaryota; Metazoa; Chordata; Actinopteri; Chaetodontiformes; Chaetodontidae.
GCAGCAAUAAAUUGGCUGCAAGUCUUCCCGUUCUCACCUGAGAGACGGAGGACUGACGACAUGGAUGAAAUAAUGCAUUCUGCAAAGCCCGGUGACCUGAUCGAGAUCUUCCAUGAGAUAUACGAGCACUGGGCCGUCUACAUCGGUGGAGAUGAAGUUGUUCAUUUGAGUCCUCAAACACAGGUGAAGCGUCAGAAGAUCUCAGAGGUGGUCGGCUUGCGCAAGUGUCGCGUCAACAACCUCCUGGAUUGCAAAUACCGACCUCGCGAUCGUCACAUCAUCGUGACGGAGGCGAAAAGGCUGGUGGGCCAGGAGCUGCCAUACUCCGUCAUCACUCACAACUGUGAGCACUUUGUCACAAGGCUACGAUACAACAAGCCAGAGUCACAGCAGGUUGAAAGAGCAGCUGCUGUGAUUGUAGGCACGUUUCUAAUUGUUGUAAGCAUGACGGUUCUGGAAAACGUUCUGUCAGCCAUGUUCAGAGGUUACAACGAAAACAGAGAUUAUAAAUGACAGCAGUGAGAAGGCAAGAAGAAACGAGAGAGCUCACCGUCGUUUGAGUCACUUCACCUGGCAGUGGUUAUGAUUUAACUUAUGUGAAUAAACUAUUGCACAUGUGCAAACUGAAAAAAAAAUGUUUGACUGUCAUUGUUUUAUUGUCAACACACAUACACACAAAUGCAGCCUCGGAUGAAAUGAGGCAAACUGGUGUGGAGAAAAUAAUGUCACACUGUUGGUACAUCCACGGCUGUUUUAAUGCUUGAUUUAAGUUGAUAUCUUCAAUGUUUGUUUAAUCUCCGAAAUGUGACAAAUUUAUAAGCAUUUUCAUAAUUCAAGUGUUCAUUUUAAGACUAGAAUCUCUUGAACCAUUGAUCACAAUUUAGCUUUUUUUUACUGCAUUAGUUUUUGU